AUUUGUCUUGUCGUGCCGUGCACAUAUGAUAUAUCUUGCAGCUAAGCGGCUCGCCGGCUGCUUCUCCACUCGUCCUUGUUGUCGGGUCGUUGCCGUGGGAGCGGAGACCUGCGUUUUUGAUACAUAGAGCAGAGAAGUUCGGUAGUUGAGGAAUGGAGCAAAAGGAUCCCAAACCUUCAUACAGCUCUGCUUAUGGUUAUGGGAAUUCAUCAACAGGGUCUAACUCGAGAUAUGCAACUGCACCACCGGGUUUCAGCCCGUGGUAUGCCUCUUCUGCGGGUAACAAUGUGCAGCAGCCAGAAGCACAAGCAACUCUGCAGAGGAAGUAUUCCAGGAUUGGCGAUGACUACCGCUCGGUGACUCAAGUGACUGAAGCUUUGGCACAAGCCGGUCUUGAGUCUUCAAACCUUAUUGUAGGCAUUGAUUUUACGAAAAGUAAUGAAUGGACAGGAAAAGUUUCCUAUAAUCGGCAUUGCCUGCAUGAUAUUGGGAGAACUCCAAACCCGUAUGAGCAAGCCAUAUCUAUUAUUGGAAGGACACUCUCGGAUUUCGAUGAAGACAAUUUGAUUCCCUGCUUUGGAUUUGGUGAUGCGUCAACUCAUGACCAUGAGGUAUUCAGCUUUUAUCCAGAGAACCACCCUUGCACUGGAUUUGAAGAGGCGUUAGAAAGAUACAGACAAAUCGUUCCAACUCUUCGAUUAUCUGGACCAACAUCUUUCGCUCCAAUAAUCGAGACAGCAAUUGGGAUCGUGGACAACAGUGGUGGUCAAUAUCAUGUUCUCCUGAUAAUUGCUGAUGGACAGGUUACUCGAAAUGUGGAUACACAAUCUGGGCAGUUAAGUCCACAGGAGCGGGAUACCAUUAAUGCUAUAGUGAAAGCUAGCUACUUUCCCUUGUCUAUUGUUCUUGUUGGGGUCGGUGAUGGACCAUGGGAUAUGAUGCAUAAGUUUGACGACAACAUACCUGCUCGGUCAUUCGACAAUUUCCAGUUUGUGAAUUUCACGGAAAUUAUGUCAAAGAGCAUAGCAGCUGACAGAAAAGAAGCUGAAUUUGCGUUGUCAGCAUUGAUGGAAAUCCCUACGCAGUACAAGGCAACACUUGAUCUCCAACUCCUUGGUCGUCGACAAGGAAUACCUCCAAGAGUUCCUCUGCCUCCGCCAACAAGGACUGCUUAUUCACGGUCUAGUAGCUUUGGCCAACAAACAAGUGGGUUUCAGCAACCAGGCAGCUUCAAACAGCGACAGCAUGCAGCUACGAGGAGGCCUGACAGUUAUUCAUCAGAAAGUUCACAGCCUGCGGAUACAAGGGUACCCGACGCUUAUGCAUCAGAAAGUUCAGAAAGCACACGUUCAUGCGCCAUAUGUAUGGAUAAAUCAAAGGAUCUUGCGUUUGGAUGUGGACAUCAGACUUGCUAUGAUUGCGGGAAAAAAUUGGUGCGCUGCCCUAUGUGCCAGCAGCACAUAACCACCAGGAUCAGGCUGUACUGAUUAAAAGCCGACCGCCUGAUGCUUUUGAAGCUUGUGGUGUGCCAAUACGGAAGGAGCUCGGUGGAAAAUGUUCAGAAUUCCGCAUAAAUUUUACUUGUUGCCCAUAAAUUUUAGCGUCCUUAAUGUGGUUGGAGUGUCUUCAAUCAGCCGGUGAUUUAAGGCCCUGUUGGAAUGCAGCGUUUAUUCUCCAUUUCCCGCAAGGGAAAUGUGGAUUGAACCGUUUCGGUAAAAUUUCUAUGUUCCUGAAGGGCUCCUAAUUACUGCAGUGAAGAACGCUCAGUGGAAAAUAAUGUACAUAUUGCUUUCCUUUCUUUCUCUUGUAAAUAAAAUGAACAGUGGAGAAAUUUCAGGAUGUACCAAUUAGGAAGACAUUUGCAUUGUAUAUUAAUUAAAACCUGUUAUAAAUGCUGAAUAUUCAGUUUUGUAUCCAUUUUUUCAGUAUAUCUUUUAUAUGUGUAUAAUUUAAAUGGGACGAACACCAGAAUAUUCGAGGAUGAA
Hordeum vulgare subsp. vulgare (domesticated barley) is the source of this 1985-nucleotide messenger RNA. Its product is annotated as E3 ubiquitin-protein ligase RGLG3-like. The record is from RefSeq and is a predicted model, not a curated record. The coding region runs from base 153 to 1487 and encodes 444 amino acids. The transcript is spliced from 12 exons. Lineage: Eukaryota; Viridiplantae; Streptophyta; Magnoliopsida; Poales; Poaceae.